AUGCAGAAGACGUUCCCUAUUCAAUCAUUCUGCCCGUCUCUGAAGUUGGCUGCUAUUGAUAUUGCUUUGCGCAGCGGGGUUGGAUCACCGUUCGCCGAGAUGUCAGGACCCCUUCAGAGAAUUUCUCAUUUCGAUCGAGGCUCCUCCUUCACCCAGGUCAACUUAGAUUCUGGCUUCUUAUCGAGCUCUGGCGAUGCGUCGACCAAUCCACUGAACAUGGUUAAAGGGAGCGUAUCACCCCGCUUGGCGAGUACGCUGGCAAGUGAUGCGGUCGACCGUUCUUCCGAAGUCCUCUCGUUGGUUCUCGCUACAUGCUGA
This is a messenger RNA of Exophiala oligosperma, 318 nucleotides long. RefSeq lists its product as uncharacterized. The transcript has a single exon. NCBI's taxonomy places the organism in Eukaryota, Fungi, Ascomycota, Eurotiomycetes, Chaetothyriales, Herpotrichiellaceae. The coding region runs from base 1 to 318 and encodes 105 amino acids. The record is from RefSeq and is a predicted model, not a curated record.